Gastrolobium bilobum is the source of this 2460-nucleotide messenger RNA. RefSeq lists its product as uncharacterized. The coding region runs from base 206 to 2323 and encodes 705 amino acids. Gene Ontology annotation, cellular component: nucleus. Gene Ontology annotation, molecular function: ATP hydrolysis activity; zinc ion binding. NCBI's taxonomy places the organism in Eukaryota, Viridiplantae, Streptophyta, Magnoliopsida, Fabales, Fabaceae. The transcript is spliced from 17 exons. The record is from RefSeq and is a predicted model, not a curated record.
CACACGUAAAUGCCUGUUCGUCUUCAAGUCUUCCAUAAUUCACCAAACGUCGUUGCUUAUUCUCUCACACUUCGAGUCCACUGCAUUUCUAGGGUUUUCUUUCGUUAAACCUGUAUUGGACAUUCAUGCGGAAUGAUUUUGUGUGCUGCGUUCAAUUGGUGUUUUUUACUGGAGAUAUUCACUUUUAGGAUAAUCGUGACGAAAGAUGGGCAUGUCCAUAAUCCUUAAAAAAGAUAGCAAAACUAUAUGCCGAACAAUGUGCCCGGACCCGCCGGCUGACCUGCCGAAAGACUUAAACAUAAAUUCUGUGAUUUCAAAGAAGAAGACAUGUAGUCUUUCUGAAUUGCCCCGGUUUUCACUAACACCUGCUCCAGACAGUUCGCAUGAAAAGCUUGAGUGGGGGAGGUUUUUGAGUUUCCUAUGCAAACAUGACAUGGUUGCUAUUGUUAACUUUGAGCAGUGUAAGCUUUACAUUCUGCCUCCUACUAUAGCCUCAACAUCUAGCCCAGUUAGUGUUGCAUAUCAGAUAGAUAAUACAUGUACAGUAGAUACUCGUGCAAGGGAUUGUGAAUCAGGUUCACACUUGGCUGAGGAAUGUGGUGGACCGAAUACUUCCAUGGCGAGAGGUCCAGCAAAUGGUGCUGUUGUUUGCUCCUCAGAUCUUAAGUUUCCUUCAGCUACAGCUGAAACUUGUGGCGGAUUUCAAUCUCAUGUGACGCAGGAUAGAUUCCCUGAAAAAAAUUUCAUACGUGUAGACCCAAGUUACUUGAAAACUCUUAGCCAGGUUCACUCUGGAUGGAUUUUUGGUGGAAUAGCCGAGCUUGUUGAUAAUUCAAGGGAUGCCAAAGCAACUAAGGUGGACAUUUUUGUAGAAACGAUUAAGUUGAAAACAUCUGGAAAGGAUGUUCCUAUGCUAUCUUUUAUCGAUGAUGGGCAAGGGAUGAACCAUGAUGAGGUUAUGAAAAUGGUAUCUUUUGGGCACAAAAACCCUGAUAAAGAUGACAAGGAUCACAUCGGCAGAUUUGGGGUUGGAUUUAAGACAGGAUCAAUGAGGCUUGGGAAAGAUGUUCUUGUUCUAACCCAGACUGCUAAUUCCAGAUCUCUAGCUUUUCUUUCGCAGUCAUUGAACGAAGGCAAAGAUAAUAUUGAGAUUCCCGUAGUUAGUUAUUGCCGACAAGGGCAAUGUAUGGAAGUUGACCGAAAUGUUCAGUCUGAAGCUUUGGCAAAAUACAAUUUGAAAGCUAUCAAGCAAUUUUCACCAUUUAAUAAGUAUCUUAUUGGUGAAAAGGCAGCCUUGUUUUGUGGUGGGACGGGAACACAGAUAUAUAUAUGGAACUUGGAUGAAUGGGGAUCAGAGUGUUGUCUAGAAUGGCAUGAUGGAUUGAAAGGUGGCAGUUCUUUCCACCAAGGAGACAUUUUCAUUCGCAGUAGAAGGAGUCGAUCUCGUCCAGGCCAAGUUAAUCAAAAGGUUCCAUUGGAUUACUCACUACGAGCUUAUUUAGAAGUCAUCUUCUUAAUUCCACGAAUGAAGAUAACUGUUCAGGGGACACUGGUUAAAACUCGGCCGUUAGCAAAUUUCCUGACUAAAACUGUUAUUGAAACUGGUGACAUCUUGGGAAAACCCUUUGAAUUGAUUCUGGGAUUCAAUCAAUUAGAAUGGGAGCGGGCAAGCUGUGGAAUAUUUUUGUAUUGGCAUGGUCGUUUAAUUGAGGCUUACAAGAGAGUUGGUGGCAUGAUUUAUAGUGCAGAUGUGGGCCGGGGUGUAAUUGGUGUCAUAGAUGUGACCAAUAUAAUGGAUGAUCCGGGUGGUCAUGUCUGGGUGCAUAAUAACAAGCAGGGAUUCCAAGAUUGUGAAUUAUAUGCACGUCUUGAGCAGUGGCUUGGUAGAAAAGCUGAUGAAUACUGGGAUAAUAAUUUUGAUUCACUCAAGCUGAUCAGAAAUAGUUGUGUCUUCAAACCAGAUUGUGAAUGGGUGCAAUGUGACAAGUGCAGAAAGUGGAGAAUAUUACCUCCUGAUUUUGGCAGCAUAAAAUUACCUGCGCAAUGGUUCUGUUAUAUGGAACCUUUCGAAGGUCAAUGUGCAGAUCCUGAACAGAAGAUGAGGCAAGGAGUAGUCACUGUUUCCACAAUACGUUCAGACUAUGAUUGCGUUCCAAAAGAUUCUCAUAGUAAAAAGACGGAAACUUUUACGAAUGCCUCUGACACAGAUGACAAAUUGAUCAAGUCUGGGGAUAUCAGAUCUCCAGCCUUAAAGAGGUUGAGAAAGGGACUUCCAAGAUCUGAGGUCAGAACUCCGUCCAUAUCCAAUCAGAGAAAGGGAUAGCAACACAGCUAAAACAGGGAGGGUACAACUACCACCAGAAAGAUGUAAAUCUCUCUUUCUUUCUUUCUUUUUUCUUUUUUGGGCCAUAGCAAAAUUUUGUUCAGGUGGUUGAUAUCGAUUAAUAGAUUUGCUUCAAA